Durusdinium trenchii is the source of this 1253-nucleotide messenger RNA. NCBI's taxonomy places the organism in Eukaryota, Dinophyceae, Suessiales, Symbiodiniaceae. The record is from the annotation of a GenBank genome assembly.
CAUUUGUGUAGGUCGAUGGACGGAAGAGAUUUCAUGGUUCCCUCCGAUUUUCCACCUCUUCAGAUGGAUGUGGCGCCUCAAAAGGCUUGGGGCCCAGUGAAAGUCCCUGAAACCCAUGGGGUGCCAGUCACUUUACUCACUGGCUUCCUUGGAGCUGGCAAGACGGCGCGCUUGAAUGCCACUCUGAAGGAAGGCAAAAGCCGGAUUGCUGUCAUUGAGAAUGAGAUUGGUGCUCUUGGAGUGGACGGCGCAUUGGUGGCCAACGCCCAUGCUGAGGCUGACGGUGUCAUAGAAUUGUCCAAUGGUUGCCUCUGUUGCUCGGCGGAGGUGGACUUGGUCGCUGCCCUGGAGGGCUUGGUGCGGCGACACCGAAGCGGGCGGUGUUUGGAGCGGAUCAUCAUCGAGACCACCGGUUUGGCGGAUCUGGCACCAGUGAUUUCCCUUUUGGAGGACAAGACAGAUCCUUUGGCGGAGGACCUCUUCCUUGACAGCACCGUGACCGUGGUGGAUGUGAGCCACCUACUCCGUUCGUCAGGGCCUUGCGAGGGACCUCUGCACUCAUGGUCGAGUGGCUUUGGCACCUCUGCAUCACUGGACAUGGCCGCGUCCAUGCCGCGUGCCGCAGUCCCCGGCCCGGGACGCUCCGCGGCGCUGCGGACCUUUUGGCGGCAGGUGGCUUUUGCAGAUCAGCUAAUUCUCAGCAAGGCUGAGCAACUUGGAGAGGAUGAGGUGAACCACCCAAUCCAGAUAUUGCAGAAGGUCAAUCCCCUAGCAGAGAUGAUCGUCUCGAACGAUCGCAGCAUUCAGCCCCUGCCGCCGCCUCGGAGGACAUCAGCGCCUGUGAGCGCCUUUGAGCGCCUAGGUGCCUUGCCGAGCUCUUGGCAAACCAUCCAGCCAGCGCACUUGGAAGGAGUGGAGUGCAUCACUCUGCGUCUUGAGGGCAAGCUGUUUGCAGAGGAUGCCUUGCUGCGAUGGGCGCGUGGAUUGCUUCAGGCAGAUCUGGAGGUCUGGCGGAUCAAAGGUCUUCUACAGAUCCAAGGUCGAGGGCUGAUGCUUCUUCAAGGAGCUGGCGAUCAGGUGACGUUGGAGCCUUGGCCGGAGGCCGAGGUGCACUUCGUGGUGUGUAUCGGAGCCAAAGGAGCCCUUGGAGCGAAGGAGCAGUUGGAGGUUGCUUUGGCUUCGUGUGCCACCGUGAUGCCCUCGCUGCGUGGCUGAGUGGCUGAGCACCGCCCGUGUGGUGGGCCUGACCGCAG